AUAAUAAUAUACAAAAAUAGAUGGAUACAUACAUAAAUACACGUCUCUUUUAAUAUAAAAUAUUGGUAGGCAUACAAAUCAAAACAGUUUUGAAAAAUUAGUACAACUUAACGGUUUUCAUCAGAAUGAAGUUUUUACUUGUUGGUAUUUUAUUUGGCUUUUUAGCAUUAACUGCUGCUGAACCUUUCUUCGUACCAGGACAAAAUCGAAGAUGUCCUGACUUUUGUACAGAAUUAUAUAAUCCAGUUUGUGCCUGGAAUGUGAGAUGCACAGCAUUGUUUGGUAAUCCAUGCAAACUUGAUGACUGGAAUUGUAGAACAGCUAGAAGAGAAGAAAUAUUUAUUGCUGCCGAUAAUUCAAAGUGCGCACAUUUGAAUCGCUACAAUAAUAUUCAAUGUCGUCCCGUUUAAUAGAGAGAAUAUUAUGAAGCAACUUUGAGUAAUUAAAUUUAAAACUGAAAUUUUCUGUUGUAAAAAAUAUGUACAUAUAAUAUUGUUAGUGAUUUUUUUAAGUGAAUAAAACGUUUUUGUUUAAAGUA
Eupeodes corollae is the source of this 538-nucleotide messenger RNA. RefSeq lists its product as uncharacterized. The record is from RefSeq and is a predicted model, not a curated record. The transcript has 3 exons. The coding region runs from base 126 to 410 and encodes 94 amino acids. NCBI's taxonomy places the organism in Eukaryota, Metazoa, Arthropoda, Insecta, Diptera, Syrphidae. Gene Ontology annotation, molecular function: protein binding.